This is a messenger RNA of Tremella mesenterica DSM 1558, 558 nucleotides long. RefSeq lists its product as uncharacterized. Bases 1 to 558 code for a protein of 185 amino acids. The record is from RefSeq and is a predicted model, not a curated record. The transcript has 3 exons. NCBI's taxonomy places the organism in Eukaryota, Fungi, Basidiomycota, Tremellomycetes, Tremellales, Tremellaceae.
AUGGCUCCUCAAAGUGUGUGGGUUAUGGAAAUCUCAUUGAAAUUCUGCCGGUCGGUCAAAGAUCCUUGGGGUUCGCUGUUAGUAGGUUUUGCAUAUCACUUUGCCAUACUGUCUGGAAUUCAGGAUGCUCAGGAACCCAAAUUUGCAAAGAUUGAGUCCGUGGUUCAAGUAUUGAUCCAGGAGUCCAGUUCUGAUUCAAAGGGGGGUCCUUUAACCACGGAGAUAGCGGAAAAAUUGUGCUCAAAACAUGAGUAUUACCAAAAUGUAUGGAAUUUUGCACCGGACCCCAAUUUAACCCCUUCCAGGCCGUGGAGAUUUUGUACCAUCAACUUGGUGCUCCGGGACUUGGUGCUCCGAGACUCGGUGCUGCUGGACUUGGUACGAUCAACUCUUAACUGGGGCUGGGAGCCACGGGAUGUGGUGACUCAAGACUCGGUGACACCGGACUUGGUGACUCGAGACUCGGAGCUGCGGGACUUGGUGACUCGAGACUCGGAGCUGCGGGACUUGGUGACUCGAGACUCGGAGCUGCGGGACUUGGUGACUCGAGACUCUUAG